This is a messenger RNA of Poecilia reticulata (guppy), 3119 nucleotides long. The record is from RefSeq and is a predicted model, not a curated record. Lineage: Eukaryota; Metazoa; Chordata; Actinopteri; Cyprinodontiformes; Poeciliidae.
CAUCCAUCCAUCCAUCCAUCCAUCCAUCCAUCCAUCCAUCCAUCCAUCCGCCUGUUUUCUCUUGGUCUUGUUUACUGGUUUUGGUUUUUGUUCUAAUUUUUUGAGUUUUCCUUCAGGGUUCUGUUUCUGUUAUUGGUUCCUGUUCUUGUCUGCCAGUCUUGGUUUUUGUUCUAAGCUCUUUAGUUUCUGUUUUUGGGUUCGGUUCUGUUCAUGGUUCUGUUUGUCCAGACAGUAAGUCAGUUUCUGAGGCUCUUUGAAGGAGUGACAGUCAUUUAGGAAAUUAAAACUGAGAUCAGUAAACCAGAUCCAAACUCUAUAAAAUGUGAACUGGACCUAUAGCUGUUUCAGCCCCUGGUUUCUUUGUUCAUUUAAGUUCUUGCUAACUUUCUCCAGAACCAAACGAAUUCGGGUCGAAUCCAUGCAGGACCUUCAGAAACUGACAUUUAGCAGAUAUUUCUGCAGUUUUGCUUCCUCCUGUUCCUUGCAGCAGUUCGUCUCAGGAUUCUCUCCGCUGUAAAUUUCAGAUUCAGCAGAUUAUUUGAUUCUCAGCUCCUGAAAGCAUUAGCACAGAGCCGGAAACGGCGGCAGAACCGUCGGGAACCAGAACCCAAAGCAGAGCCGAGUUCAGGUCUCUGGGCUGCAGAAGGUGGUUGAUGGAGAGACGUUACAUAAAUGAAUCGACUUCAUGUCUGAACGUGAUUGAAUCAGCAGCAGACGAGGCGUCGGGGUGGAGCGGCAGGAGACGCUCCGUCUUCCAAACAUCGACCCGCCGAAGGAUGCUGAGAGACAGAGGGGUGGGGGAGGGGACGGAGACCAGAAGGAUUCAGAAAGACGCCAAACAGCAGGAACUCAUCCUUCAGAUGGUUCUAUUGAUCUAUCCGUGGGGCGUCAUGACCUCUCAGGAAGAGGCGUCUUCCUUCAGGAGGUUCUUUCAGUACGUGGAGGACAGCGCGCUUCGGACAUACGACGGUCUGGUGAUCCAAAACGCUUCCGACAUCGCCAGAGAGAGCGACCGCGUUCGGAACCAGACCAACUGGACCUACCUGCAGGAGAAACACCAGAAGAAGAGACGGCAAGAAGAGGCCAUUAAGAGGAUUGGAGAAGACGUCGCCACGGCCUCCGAUGGGGCAUACUCUGGAAAACAUUUCAGGAUGGGCUUCAUGACGAUGCCGGCGCCACAGGACCGACUGCCCACGUCGACCCAAGGCUUCACUGUGCGAUCCCAGUCUCUUCACUCAGUCGGUGGCGGAGAGGAAGACUCCAACCACAGUCGCAAGCAACCUCCACCCAAACCCAAGCGAGACCCGACCACCAAGCUGAGCAGCAGCUCUGAGGCAGUGGAUGGAGUCUCUGGUUUCAUAAAGAGAGAGUAUCAAGAAGCAAAAGAUGGUGCAGAACUUUCAGAAGCUCGAUACCAUCACCACAGUGAAGAAUCCAGGAAGAUGCCUCCACCCAAACCCAAGAGAGACCCAAACACUCAGCUUAGCUCCUCUUUUGAUGAGUCCUACGUCCGUAACCACUGCAGCAAGAAGUCUUCCCUCCAAGGCGACAAAUCCUCGUCUCAGAGUCACAGCCCGGCAUCCAGAGAUACGGACGACGAAGAGCCGGUUUACAUCGAGAUGGUCGGAAACAUCCUGCGUGAGCUGAAAGGUCAGGAAACGGUGGACGACGAGCAGAGCGAGUCUGUGUACGAGGAGAUGAAGUACCCGAUGCUGGAGGACUUUCUGCAGGAUGUGCAGUCCACCAUCAUCGACAGUGAGGCGUGGUCUUCCCGCGGCUCGUUCUGUGACAUUCCUCCACCCUUCCCAAACCUCCUGACUCACCGCCCUCCGCUGCUCGUCUUCCCGCCCGCCCCGGUCCAGUGCUCCCCCAACUCCGACGAGUCCCCUCUCACCCCGCUUGAUGUCACUCGUCUGCCUAUGCUAGAAAACGUUAAUUUGAGUAAAUCGGGUGGAGCAGAGCAGCCACAGAGCUCCGGUCACCACCGUAAAGACAGAGACCGAGACAGGGACCGGGACCGAGACCGGGACGCGUCCCACACUCACACAAUCACAUCCUCUGGUCGCUCAUCAGCCCCUCCCCUUGCCUCCAGUUUUUACAAGUCGUCUAGCUCCGCCCACAGCGGUCACGGCUACCCCCGCAGCCAAUCAGCAUGCCCGUCUCCGGUCAGCAUGGGGCGCGCUCUGACUCCUCUGAGUUUGAAGAGGCCGCCCCCUUAUGACACUCUGAUAGCAGGAGGAAGCAUACCCCGCUCCUCUUCCUCAUCAUCGUCAUCCUCACAGAGGGCAGGAGAGGGUGGAGCUAAACUCAGUAACUCGUCCUCCGCCCACGGCUCCAUGCACAACGUCUCGGCGCGGUGCCAGACUCCCACCAGCCCGCUGGACGAACUCAACAACCUGUUUGCGUCCGGCAGGCAGGUGAUGAAGAGGGGCUCAGCAGGGAGGAAGAGCAGAGAGGGUGAAGGAGACUCAAAGUCUCUGCCGAGACAUGACAGUAAAGACAGAGACGGACAAUCCAGUCCAGUUUCCAGCAGGAUGGGAAGGUCGUCUGUGAGCCCCACCAUGAUGCUGACGGGCGGAGGAGGAGGAGCAGGUGCAGGAGGAGGAGCAGGUGCAGGAGGAGAAUCAAAGGCUGUGGGUAAACUGGGCCGGUCUGCAUCAACAUCAGGGGUUCCGUCUCCAGGCGGAACGCCGCAGCGCCACCUCCAUGAUGCCCACCACCCGGCCCUCAGCCAGAUGCCGUGGCUCUGCGGCGACGCCACCAUGAUGGAGAUGAUCGAGAAGAAGAGAGUUUUGUGCCGAGAGAUCAAAGCUCGUCAGCGGCCGGAGAAGAACCUGUGCAAACAGGACAGCAUGCCCAACCUGCCCAGCUGGAGGAGGAAGCAGCCGCCGCCAUACUCAGCCCCGCCCACCGCCACCGGACACGCCACCACCGUGUUCUGGGACACCGCGAUCUGAGAACAACCCAGAGGGACGUCCAACGUUCUCCACCGAGGCAGAGAGAAACCGACGAUGAUGAAGAUGAUGAUGAUGAUGAUGAUGAUGAUGAUGAUGAUGAUGAUGAUGAUGAUGAUGAUAUCAUGUUGAUGAUGAUGGUAACCACAGUGGUGACAAUGAUGG